AUGAAAAUUCCCCCAAAUGAGUCCUUCUCCGAGGGGGUGGAGGUCACACAGCUGGCACAACUGGUAUCACAACCAACUAGAGGCGACCCAGAGGAAGAUGCUGCGCCAAGAGAAGCAAAGCGAAGGAGCGCGACCCAGGAGGCUGGCGAAAUCCCCGCCAAGCCCCCAGGAGGCGGAGAGAAGCCCAGUCGCCAGGCACCGGCCACGGCGCACGCCAACAUUCAGGAUAAUUCUCCUUUCCAAGCCCCGGAGUUCCGGGGCAGGCGAAAAAGGGGGGAUGGGAGACCUACAGUCCCUUUAACCCUCCCCCCUGGCCUGCCAACCUUUUCCGAACCCCCAUGUCACACAACUUCCUCAUCAUGGAAACUUCCACUGGGUUCGGCGCUGAGGAUGCCAAACUCCAUUUCACAAGGAACAUGUCAACAGCUGGGCUUGGGGUUUGAGGAACAGAGCCGCUGCGAUUGGAACAGAGCCCGGCCACCCUGUUCCACCACUGUCCACGCCGUAGCUCCCAGCCUGCCGCCGCGCGGUGCCCGAACACGGGAGGGCACCUCCUCCCAGAUCCGGGGCGCAGAAGCCCCGCGGAGGCAGGUAGAAGAUUCUGAGGCCCUGGGCGGGAACUAGUAAGCCACAAUCUGGAAGAGUCUUUUAUCACCAUGUGGAGGAGACCUAGAGCAUUCAUGUUGAACUAUUACUGAGAUAAGCAAUCAACUUCUUUUGUGUUAAGUCACUGAAAGGCAAGUGUUAAUUUGUUGCAGUAAUUGGUGCUCCCUUAACACACCUGUCAGCCAGGCCAAACUCUAUCACAGCAUAAAUAAUCUUUUCCUUAAAUAAAUACAGGUAAGAGGAUAAAAUAGACCUAAGUGCAUUAAUAUGAAUAUAGGCUCAAAGCAAAAUGUUGGGCUGAAAAUGUUCAGAGUGAUAAUUUUUUAAGUUGAUGUGCAAUUUAUGUACAGUAAAAUAGAUAAAACCUAAAUGUUCAGUUCAAUGAAUUUUUACAUGUUCAUACCCCUGUAUAAUCACCUCCCAGAACAACAUAGAAAAUACUUCAUAUAAAUGGAAUCAUACAGUG
Molecule: messenger RNA, 1072 nt
Organism: Pongo pygmaeus (Bornean orangutan)
Lineage: Eukaryota; Metazoa; Chordata; Mammalia; Primates; Hominidae
Exons: 2
Coding region: 1-624 (207 amino acids)
Source: RefSeq, a predicted model, not a curated record